GGAAACCAAUCCAUGUGAACGCACUCUCAGCGGUUGCGCUGUAAUAACACCGAGAAGAGGAAGAGAGAAAGAGAGAUUUGCGCGUUGACUUUAUGCCGCAUUUGUGUUUGCACUGAUUUCAAACGGAUUCUGGAAAGAUCUGGACUUGUUUUUCUUUUUCUUGAAGAGAGAACUUGUGCUGCUUCUUGUACCCGGAGCUUUCAGACUGGACUCUGAGACUGGACAGUGAAAAGAAGGGGCAAAGUUUUUAUUAGUAUUAUUAUUACUGAUAUUAGUAUUAUUUCUUUUGAUUUAGAGACAGUACCGCUUUGAUUAAAGCGCACACCUGACUGACUCAGGUAAAGGUAAGCCCCAAAGCCUCAACUCUUCAUCACGCCUCUUAUGUCCACAAAAAUGGAGCAGCCUUUUUACCAUGACGACUCUUUUCUGUUGGGUUACGGCCACACGGACGCCGCGCUGCACGACUACAAGCUCCAGAAGCAGCAGCAGCAGCAGCAGCAGCAGCAGCAGUCCAUGAGCCUGAGCAGCCUGCACGAGUCCUACCGCAGCCUCAAGUCCGACUUGGUGUACCAGGCGUCUCAGGGGGACGUCGGCUCACUGAAACUGGCGUCUCCGGAGCUGGAGAGGCUGAUCAUUCAGAACAGCAACGGAGUGCUGACCAGCCCCACGCCGCCGGGUCAGUACCAACUGUACGGGCACCGCUCAAUCACAGACGAGCAGGAGGGCUUCGCGGAAGGCUUCGUAAAGGCGCUGGACGAGCUGCACAAGUUGAACCAGCCCCCGCCCAACGUGUCGAUCGGUGCGGGCGGGGUGACGACGUGCUCGGUGGCGGCUCCCUCCGCGUUCGGCUCCGCCCUGCAACCAGAAACUCCGGUCUACACCACGCUUAACCCUUACUGCCCGAGCCUCGUCUCGUCCACUACAGCCACCUCGAGCUAUCCAUCAGCCACCAUCAGCUACCUGCCCCCAGCGCACGCAGACGCGUCCUCGCACGCAUACCAGAACUCGCUGGCUGGGGGCGUGCAUCCCGCACAGCGCUUCGUGGCGCUCAAAGAGGAACCGCAGACGGUGCCGGACAUGCACAGCAGCGACGGCUCGCCGCCCGUCUCUCCCAUCGACAUGGAGAACCAGGAGCGCAUCAAGGCGGAGCGCAAGCGCCUGAGGAACCGACUCGCUGCCACCAAGUGCCGCCGGCGCAAGCUGGAGCGCAUCGCGCGUCUCGAGGACCGCGUCAAGGUGCUCAAGUCGGACAACGCGGGCCUGUCGAGCACCGCGUCGCUCCUGCGCGAACAAGUGGCGCAGCUCAAGCAGAAGGUCCUGCGGCACGUCAGCAGCGGCUGUCAGCUCAUGUUGACCAGCAAGAUGGAGGCUUUCUGAAACAAGAAACCCCCUCACACAAACACACACAGAGACACCACACACCUUUAUUCACUAACACUCAAAACACUGGAAAGAUUGUCCAUGGACAUUCAUUCUCGUCUGAACGCCACUGAAUGGACGUUAUGACAUUCUGCUGAGUGAGCUUCAAGACGUGCUGAAAGAAAUGAACGGUACUUCCGUUUGCGGUUGCCGGACACCGUUCACUAGAUCGCCCUGAAGUCCGCACUCCGAGGCGCCUGAGAAACACACAGACUGUACAAUGAGCCAAGUAGGCUGCAAAGACUGCGCGAACAGGCCAGUAAAGCCUACUUCAUGCCAAUAACGUUGUUUUUAAUCUUAUGAUCAAAGGGAGAUUUGUAUGUCUAGUAGCCUAUGACGUCAUACUGUCAUUUCUAAACGUGUAAAUUAUUGUUGUUGUUGUUUUUUUUGGUUUGUUUGUUUGUUUAUUUUUUCAGUCAGGUUGAUCCUGGCUUAAUGUUAAGUAUGUCUCAUGUUUACAAUGUCCUUUUUUUAUUUGUUUAUUUAAGUAAAAAAAAAACUCAUUGAAAUAUA
Molecule: messenger RNA, 1932 nt
Organism: Ictalurus furcatus (blue catfish)
Lineage: Eukaryota; Metazoa; Chordata; Actinopteri; Siluriformes; Ictaluridae
Gene: junbb
Product: JunB proto-oncogene, AP-1 transcription factor subunit b
Exons: 1
Coding region: 382-1377 (331 amino acids)
Biological process (GO): regulation of cell population proliferation; regulation of transcription by RNA polymerase II; regulation of cell cycle
Cellular component (GO): transcription regulator complex
Molecular function (GO): transcription factor binding; DNA-binding transcription factor activity, RNA polymerase II-specific; RNA polymerase II cis-regulatory region sequence-specific DNA binding
Source: RefSeq, a predicted model, not a curated record